CUUGAAGCUGUCGGCUGAGCUCACCUAGAGUCAAUAUUCUUUCGGGCUACUCGUCCAUCUCCAACUCGUUCCUGAUCAGUCUCGGUCCGUCAUCCCCAUAACCUUGCCGCCGUUAUCUUCUCUCAUGGCUGCCUACCUUGCUACCCGAGUAGUAUCGAUCAGCUAGGCACCUGUUCAUAAUGUCCAUUGCAAUCUGGCCUCCUGUCUCGCCAGCCGAGCUCAGACUUAAAGCCUCCGAAACCCAGGUACUGCGACCUCCUGCGGCGAAGCGAAACGAGAGGAAAUAAGCCAAGAAAAUAUGCUGAUCUACUUUGAUAAGGUACGCGAACUCGAUUGGAUCGUCGACGAGACACUCGAGGUCUGCCGCGAUCUUAAACACGGCCUCGAGGAUUGCUAUGCGCUCCUCGCGCCUAUCGAUCCGGGCAGUACACUCGUCAUGAGUACGCCGCGUAACGAAAAAGUGAAGGGCACGCUCACUCGUGUCGGUACUCGUAUUGUUAAAGGCACUAUACACCUCCAGCUUCGAACGAUACCUCCACAGACACUGUCCCUCUCGCAGUCCAAAGCCACCCAUAUCCAAGGCCUCGAUGCUUUGCACGGCUACCUAAACCAGUCCAUAGAUCUCCUCGCUAUUACUUUGUCUAAACCACAGGACGCUAGCUCACUCGCCUCUACUCUCAGCAUCCUUGCUGAUUCUCUCUCCGAUUCAUCAGCUAUUCUUAAAGGACCUCCUUUAACAGACUCUGAUCCUGCUUGGCAGAUGUGCUCGUGUUCACCAGAUCAGUUUGUGCCAUCAAUUGGGCCCAACCUCAGCUUUUAUCUAGGUCUUCAAGAAAGCUGCAUAAUUCUGUGGCUGCGUGCUCUAGAACCUGUUCAUGCGCAUGUUCAUUUUGGCACCAAGCUCGGUCUAGCCUUUGGAACUGUACGUCGGCUGGAGCAUGACGAGAUGGACACCGUUUUCCGGUAUAACACACAGGGGUCCAACAUUGGCGGCUCGAAGCGGGGCAGUGCCCGCCAUACCCCGGAGCCAGGAUCGUCCGCUGCAGAAGUGGAUAGUAACGAUAUUCAGGAAGUCUAUGUCCGGGAAAAGGUACGCGUCGAAAGCGCAGAUCCGAGUCUCAUAUCUAUUCAGUCCAAGCUUAGCUACCUCAGUCACAUGCUUGGCCAAGCCCGAAGGAACAUUGCUGAGGUCCUAAGUGUUGACUCUUAGAAGUGAGGGGAAAGGCCAUGUGAGCAGCUUUGCAUGUAAACUGAUUGGAUACCCUUGGCGUUAAGGUGAAAAUGGUUGUUAUUGGGCGGGGUUUUCGCUUCCAAGCUUGUUUCGAAUUAUCAUAGGCUUCGAAAGCGUUAAAUCGGCAUCACUUUAUGUCGCGAUGUUAUAAAUACUCGUUGUUCGGUUUCAGAUGAACUUGCAGAAAUUUAGAUAAUACAUCUAUCCAUGCAAUCCAUAAUCCACAUUCCACCGCU
Fusarium verticillioides 7600 is the source of this 1467-nucleotide messenger RNA. RefSeq lists its product as hypothetical. The record is from RefSeq and is a predicted model, not a curated record. Lineage: Eukaryota; Fungi; Ascomycota; Sordariomycetes; Hypocreales; Nectriaceae. The transcript is spliced from 2 exons. Bases 299 to 1210 code for a protein of 303 amino acids. Gene Ontology annotation, cellular component: RAVE complex.